AUGGAGAGGACUCUUGUACUCCGCACAGCGCAAACCCUGGGCUUGGGCGCAUCGGCCACGCUACUUGGUGCCGGCUUCGCCAUAACCGUGCAAGCCAUCCCCGCCAUUCUGCUCUCCCCGCGAGAUCUGCUCCUGCGCCAAUGGCGGACCAUCUACGACGUGGGUAUCGCCUACGGCCCGCCAUUCGCUGUGACAUCCUGCCUGAGCCUUGGCUACGUCGCGUAUGAUUCCUACGGCUCGGAUUCGGCGGAUUGGAUGGUCUACGCCUUUUCCGCGCUGUGUACGGUGGGGAUCGUGCCGUUCACCAAGCUUACGCUGGAUGAUAUCAACGCGACGCUGAUUGCGGAGGGAGGGGUUGAUGGAGGGAGUAAUGUGCUGAUGGCUAAGAAGACGGAGGCGAAGGGGUUGGAGGAGAAGGAGGUCAGGGAAUUGGUGAAGAGGUGGUGGUUUUGGAAUUUGAUGAGGAUGAUGAUGCCGUUGGUUGGAACUGUGAUGGGGUUGUGGACCGCUUUGAAAUGA
Messenger RNA from Letharia columbiana, 519 nucleotides. RefSeq lists its product as uncharacterized. The transcript has 2 exons. Lineage: Eukaryota; Fungi; Ascomycota; Lecanoromycetes; Lecanorales; Parmeliaceae. Bases 1 to 519 code for a protein of 172 amino acids. The record is from RefSeq and is a predicted model, not a curated record.